AUGUAUAAACCAGUGGAGACAGUGAAACGUCGACUCAAUGUGCAUGCACCACCAAGGAUAAGAAGUGUGGAUGUUGCUAGAGGACGAGCAGGGUAUGGAUUUACCCUUUCUGGACAAGCUCCUUGUGUUCUUAGCUGUGUUAUGAAAGGAAGCCCUGCAGAUUACGUAGGACUAAAAGCUGGAGAUCAGAUAUUUGCUGUCAAUGACAUCAAUGUCAAAAAGGCUUCUCACGAAGAUGUAGUGAAACUUAUAGGGAAGUGUUCUGGUGUGUUGCAUAUGAUAAUUGGUGAAGGCAUCAGUCACAUGGACUCCUGUUCCAGUGAUGAAGAAGUUGGAUUUUAUGAAGGAAAAGGCUGGCUAAAGCCCAAACUUGAUUCCAAAGCAUUAGGUAUCAACAGAGCAGAGAGAGUUGUUGAAGAAAUGCAAUCUGGUGGAAUUUUUAGCAUGAUCUUUGAAAAUCCUACUCUUUGUGCUGCUAGUUCAGAUCACUCAAAACCAAAACAAAGAUCCCUUUCAGAGUCAGCUGUUGCUGCUGCUGGGUUUGACAUUGCACAGGAAAGUAUAAAUAACCCAAAUUAUAAUCUACAUUCUAAGGAAGAAAUAUCUAAAGUUAUACAUGAUGAUUCAGUUUUUAGUAUUGGACUAGAAAAUCAUGAUGACUUUGGAUUAGAUGCAAGCAUUUUAAAUGUUGCCAUGGUGGUAGGUUAUCUAGGCUCAAUAGAGCUUCCUUCAACUAGCUCCAACCUUGAAUAUGACAGUCUGCAGGCUAUUCGUGGAUGUAUGAGGCGCUUGCGGGCAGAACAGAAAAUACAUUCAUUGGUGAUGAUGAAGAUUAUGCAUGAUUGCAUUCAACUCUGCACUGACAAAGCUGGAGUAGUGGCUGAAUAUCCUGCAGAGAAACUGGCAUUUAGUGCAGUAUGCCCUGAUGACAGAAGAUUCUUUGGAUUGGUAACCAUGCAGAGUAAUGAUGAUGGAAGUUUGGCACAGGAAGAUGAAGGAGUUUUGAGAACUUCUUGUCAUGUUUUUAUGGUAGAUCCUGAACUUUUUAGCCAUAAAAUUCAUCAAGGUAUUGCAAGACGAUUUGGGUUUGACUGUACAGCUGACCCAGACACUAAUGGUUGUUUAGAAUUUCCAACUUCAUCUUUACCUGUUCUACAAUUUAUUUCAGUCUUAUAUAGAGAUAUGGGGGAGUUGAUUGAAGGAAUGAGAGCACGGGCCUUCCUAGAUGGUGAUGCUGAUGUGCAUCAGAAUAAUAGUACAAGCAGCAAUAGUGAUAGUGGCAUUGGUAAUUUCAACCAAGAAGAAAAAAGCAACAGAGUUCUGGUGGUUGAUUUAGGAGCUAGCUCAAGUAAGCACAUUCCUAGUAAUAUGUGGGAAAAUCCAGGAGGAAGAGCAUCAAACCCACCUACUGCACACUGGAAUGGUUUCUGUCAUGAUGUGGAAGGAAAUUCUUUAGAAGCAACUCAGAAUGAUAAAUUUUGUGAUUUAAAUAAGCACUUAGGACCCUCAUCCCGAAUGGAGGUUCCUCUUGUUUCUUCACGCAGUUCUGUCCCUCCUUCUAAGAGAAGUGCCAUGGGUAUGGGUGGUAGUUCCAACCAAAGGUGGCUACCUGUCCAUGUCCUCCAGGAAUGGCAACAUGGCCAUGCCAGUGAUCAAGAGUCAUAUACAGAUUCUACAGAUGGAUGGUCAAGUGUGAAUUGUGGCACACUUCCUCCUCCAAUGAAUAAGAUUCCUGCUGACCGGUAUAGGGUUGAAGGUAGCUUUGUUCAGCCUCAACUAAGUGUUCACAAGAGUGAAUGGUCUAAAAAAGCUUUUGGAAUGCAAACCAUCUUUGGCCAUCACCGAAAUGUUAGAAAGACAAGAGAGGAUAAAAAGAGUUUAAAGUUUGGACAUGGAAUUGGUUUGGCCCAUACUCCACAGCGUACCUCUACUCGAAGAUCAUUUGGAAGAUCGAAGAGAUUUAGUAUUACUCGUUCACUUGAUGACCUUGAGUCUGCAACUGUAUCCGAUGGUGAGUUAAAUAGUACUGAUUUGAAAGACUGUGUUAGCAACAACAGCCUCAGUAGCAAUGCCAGCCUUCCCAGUGUGCAGAGUUGCAGAAGACUUCGGGAAAGGAGAGUUGCAAGUUGGGCUGUUUCAUUCGAACGUCUUCUACAGGAUCCUAUUGGUGUUAGAUACUUCUCUGAUUUUCUAAGGAAAGAAUUCAGUGAAGAAAAUAUUUUAUUCUGGCAGGCCUGUGAAUAUUUUAGCCAUGUUCCUGCACAUGACAAAAAAGAGCUUUCUUAUAGAGCUCGAGAGAUCUUUGCUAAAUUCUUGUGUAGCAAAGCUACCACACCAGUUAACAUCGAUAGCCAGGCCCAGUUGGCUGAUGAUAUUCUCAAUGCGCCACAUCCAGACAUGUUCAAGGAACAACAGCUGCAGAUCUUUAACUUAAUGAAGUUUGAUAGUUACACUCGUUUUCUGAAAUCCCAGCUCUAUCAAGAAUGUAUUUUGGCAGAAGUAGAAGGGCGUUCUCUACCUGAUUCUCAACAGGUCCCAAGUAGCCCUGCCUCUAAACACAGCAUCAGCUCAGAUCGCUCUAAUGUGUCAACGCCAAAAAAGUUAAGUGGAAAAUCAAAAUCAGGAAGAUCCCUAAAUGAAGAGUCAGGAGAAGAGGAUGGGGAGAAGAAACGAAAAGGAACAUUUUUUUCCUGGUCAAGGAAUAAGAGCACUGGACGGUCCCAGAAAAAGAAGGAACAUGGGGAUCACCUACAUGAUACUCUUCACUCUAAUGGAGGAUUACAUCGACGUGAAUCACAAGGUUCCAUGUCUUCUGCUGCAAGCCUUGACCUGUCGGACACCUGUAGAGUCUCGGUGGCUGAAAAGGACAAAUCCUCCAAACACUGCUGCAUCCACCUUCCGGAUGGGACGUCAUGUGUGGUGGUCGUCAGAGCUGGAUUCUCAAUCAAGGAGAUAUUAUCUGGCCUCUGUGAGAAACACGGCAUCAAUGUGGCCGCAGUCGAUCUUUUUUUAGUAGGAGGGGACAAGCCUUUGGUGCUGCACCAAGACAGCAGCAUCUUGGAUUCCAGGGACCUACGCUUAGAAAAACGCACUUUAUUCCGGCUUGAUCUAGUCCCAAUCAAUAGGUCAGUGGGACUGAAGGCCAAGCCCACCAAGCCAGUCACAGAAGUGCUGCGGCCUGUGGUAGCCAAGUAUGGUUUGAAUCUUAGUGACCUUGUGGUGAGACUAAGUGGAGAGAAGGAGCCACUAGAUCUUGGUGUUCCUAUUUCCAAUUUGGAUGGACAAAGAGUGAUCUUAGAAGAAAAGGAUCCCACAAAAGGAAAAGUAUUCACAGACAAACAGAAAGGUGCAUCAGCCAAACAGAAUAUAGCUGUAAUCCCCAGUUCCAGAAAUCACUCUGCUACGGGAGAGGAAAGAACACUAGGCAAGUCUAAUUCUAUUAAAAUAAAAGGAGAAAAUGGAAAAAAUGCUAGGGAUCCCCGGCUUUCAAAGAGAGAAGAAUCUAUUGCAAAGAUUGGGAAAAAAAAAUAUCAGAAAAUUAAUUUGGACGAAGCAGAGGAGUUUUUUGAGCUCAUUUCCAAAGCUCAGAGCAACAGAGCAGAUGACCAACGUGGGCUGUUAAGAAAAGAGGAUCUUGUCCUGCCAGAUUUUCUUCGUUUACCACCUUGCACAGCAGAACCAAUUGCAUCUACUCCUGCAACAACAAAAGGCCUAAACAAGAGAACUGUAAAAAAUGGCAGCAAAGAAAAGGCUAUGCAACCAAAUGGGAAGCUGGAAUCUGCCCAGAAUGGUAGUGAAAGUCCAGUGAAGAGCCCAGGGCCUGCUGAGGGCCAGCCUAGGCCUACUCUAACCACCCUCCAGAGUCCAAAGACUCCCAGCCCCCCCUUUAGUGCCCCAUUGUCUCCAAUCCCACACGUCCAGGAAGGAGCAGCAUCAGCACAAAUAUGGAAGAGACAAUCCAAGGAAUUACAUGCUGAAGGCAUACAGACUAUAGAGGAUGAGAACGUUGCUGACUUAACCCUCGUGGGGGAAGGAGAUAUUAGUAGCCCUAACAGCACUCUAUUGCCACCUCCUCCGACACCACCAUCAGAUGUUACAAAACUCACUGAAGCCAACUACUCACCCCCAACUCCUCUGACAGAUAAACAGGAAAAACCUGGAUAUCAGAGAUCCAUUUCAGGUAUUUCUAGAUUUUAAUUUUUUCCUCUACACUUACAACUCCUUUACUUUUUGAC
This is a messenger RNA of Gracilinanus agilis (Agile Gracile Mouse Opossum), 4235 nucleotides long. It is a transcript of the gene RGS12, whose product is annotated as regulator of G protein signaling 12. Lineage: Eukaryota; Metazoa; Chordata; Mammalia; Didelphimorphia; Didelphidae. Bases 1 to 4197 code for a protein of 1398 amino acids. The record is from RefSeq and is a predicted model, not a curated record. Gene Ontology annotation, molecular function: protein binding; GTPase activator activity. Gene Ontology annotation, biological process: signal transduction. The transcript is spliced from 16 exons.